AUGGCUUCGCCGAAUGCAGAAAAUGAAACUGAACACGCUGUAAUAUCGCAAUUUUUUAGUUCCACAAGUCCAUGCAAUGUUCCACGUGUGGAGUCGGAUGUCACCGGUUCUCUUYGCAAURAUGGAACAUUUAGAUGGACAGAGGAACGAGAUAGACUUCUUCUACGACAAAUAGUAUCCCUCGAGCYUUUUGCCUACAAAGCUGGGACUAAAGAAGCAGGUCUAAGGUGGACAGAAGUAGCAGAACGGAUCAACUGCUAUGCUCAUUUCUCAAGUGAACCUAGAGAUCAACGCAGUGUGAGGGAACGUUUCAACAAAUUGUUGGCAGACUUCAAGAAAAAAAGCAGGAAUGAAGAGUCUGCAWGUGGCAUUGCUCCUGAUGACCAAACAGAAAAUGAGAUGAUAUUGGAAGAAGUAGUCGAAAAAAUGAAAUCUCCGCUGAUCCAAGUUGCAAGGGAUGAAAACAAUCAGGAAAAAAAGAGACAAAAUGCCAUAUUCAUUAGGAACAAUGCAAUGGAGACAUGGUCUAAAACAAGAAAGAGUGGUAGUGAAGGUGGUGAUUCGGGUUCAGAGGGGAACGGCCAAGUAGAGCAGGCSUUGACCAAAAGACGUAAAACAAGAAAAGGAGGGUCAGAAGCACUGCAGUACUUGGCUGAAAAAACAGAAGUAGAAACYGCUCUGCGAAAGCAAGAUCUUGAAUUACGCAGAGAAGAAAUGCGUCUUCAAGCAGAACAGCAAAAGGAACAUUACAAAUUGAAACAGCAACAGAUGCAACUUAUGGCUGACRUUGUCAAAAGACUAGCAAAAUAAGUUUUUGCCUUUUAAACCACUCGGUUCUUGUUUGGAUUUGUAUGUUAAAUUACAUUACUUGAUGUAAUGUGAAACGCACUUUAAUAAUACUUUCCACUAGCUAGUGUUUUUGUUCUAUUAGAAAUGCUUUUAUCGAUAUUGUACAGUAUAUCAGUCACAAAACAAAACUAAAGUAUGAGAAACCAAGAUGCGUGUGUUACGUAUGUAAGCUUUUUAUUCAAAACUGCAUUAUUCAACUUAUAGAAAAAAUAUUAUUGUGAAUAUAUAUUGAAUAAUUUUAAGUAUUUAUAAAUAUUUAUUACUGAUCAAAGUGUAGCAACGCAAAUACACAAGCACUUGCGUUGCUCGCGUGAACCAGGCUUAAUAGUCAAUUGGACCAGGUUAUAGUAACUAUUAUUAUAAUAUAACAAUUAUUAAUGUAAUUAUGAAGWUGUAUUACCAGAAGGCAAAUAAACCCAAGAAAAUAGAUGUAA
Messenger RNA from Actinia tenebrosa (Australian red waratah sea anemone), 1283 nucleotides. RefSeq lists its product as uncharacterized. The record is from RefSeq and is a predicted model, not a curated record. Lineage: Eukaryota; Metazoa; Cnidaria; Anthozoa; Actiniaria; Actiniidae.